This is a messenger RNA of Penicillium salamii, 2523 nucleotides long. The record is from the annotation of a GenBank genome assembly. NCBI's taxonomy places the organism in Eukaryota, Fungi, Ascomycota, Eurotiomycetes, Eurotiales, Aspergillaceae.
AUGAAAAUCCUUGGGCUCAUCACGCUGUUGGCGAGCGGAUGUCAUGCUGCCGCGAGUAACUCCGUCCAUUUCCAUGGUCAACGUGUUGCCAUUGGGCAAAGCCCCGAGAUCUCGGAUACCGCAUGCUGCAAUUUUACAUUGACGCCGGAUACGCCUUGUGCAACUCUAGACUACGCCGCAGAUGUGGCUGGCUACCCGACAUUUGAAAUUUCCUAUCUUUCUGGUCCUGCACAGAUCGAGGUCAAAUACAGCGAGCAAUUUACAGGACUACUUGAACCUUUCAGCGACGGUCCCAGCUUGUUUGUAUCCAGCCUGGCCAACUCCUUCCGCGUGGAAACCUUCAAUAUCACCCGACCUGGUCAAUUCAGCUCCUAUCUGAUACAGGGGGGACAAAGAUGGCAGAGUAUCCGUCUGCUCACCCAGAGCACGGUGAAAUUUCACUCGGUGUCCUUCAAAUCUACUGUCGGUGAAGUGGAUGUAGCGACUCUGCCCGGCAGCUUCCACUCGUCUAACGAGGAUUUCAACGACAUUUGGUCUCUAGGCGCUCGUGCAGUCUCAUUGGCAUGCGUUGAUGCAGGAUCGCAGACGUCGACAUGGAAGAUAUCUCGCCAAGGAGCCCUGGUGUCCAGCAGUGUCCCCAGCUACUCUUCCUCGACUUACAACUUCACUGAAUACGACUUGGAAUUCGAAGCAAAGAUAUCUCGGGGAGGCCUUCUUUGGUCAAUCGGAUCCAAUUUUGGCAUUCGUUCUCGAGGGGGAGUCCUCUUUAAUUUGGUCAGCAAUUAUCCGGCAGAAUCGACAUUCCUCAAUGCAAACAAGACACUUUUUCCACCUUCUACCAUCAGUAUUGCGCAUGGUGUGAGCUUUGUCAAUCAGACUACCCUGUCAUCUUACUCUUUAGGCACAUUUCCAGUCCCCUUCGACGUGCAAGAAGGCGUGUGGUACCACAUUUCCACUUGUGUCCGAUCAGGACAUUUGGCCGUCAGUUUGAAUCAGACUCAAAUAUUUAAUGUUUCUUUGUCCGACUACUACGCUGGCGGAGGGACAAUCUCAACCUCUGGCGCCUUCGGUUUUGGUGCAUGGCAAGAUCAAUUUGCCCAUGUUCGCCAGGUCACUGCGCGCGACACAAAUGGCAAACUCAUUUAUCACAAUUCCAUGACAGACGCCACGAAAGUCCUACCAGAAUACGGUGUGCAUGGAAAUUACUUUCCGACUUGUGUGGACGGCGCAAAACGCGAUCGACUGGUUUGGCUCGGAGACUUUGUGCAUACUGCCAGGAUCAUCGGAGUGACAACCUACCGCAACGACCAUGUCACUGGUACUUUCCUGCAGCUUCUCAGCUACCAACUACCCACUGGUCAACUUCCCAUGGCACCAUCCCUUGGUUACUCACCGGACAUUGAGUCGAAAACUUUUGCGGUCAGCGGUAUCGCAUACCUUCUGCCAGACUAUCAUAUCCUCGCCCUGAUCUCGUUCGUGUCUUACAUGGAAUACUCCAACGAUAUAGCCUUUGCCCACAAGCAUUGGAGCUCAUGGAAAUUAGCGGUUAACUGGCUUGGCUCAUACCAGAAUAAUCCCACAGGUCUGAUUGACUUCGCUAUGUUUGGUACUGCUUUCCUAGGUCCAACUAGUGGUUCGGCCGUAAAUGCUGCUGCCGUGGAGGCAUUCAGUGGCAUGGCAUCUGUUGCUGCGGCCGUUGGCGACCGAAAUUCAGCUAAGAAAUGGAAUUCCCUUGCUAAAUCCGUGAAGGCUGCUCUGAACAAUGUGCUGUGGAGUGAGAAAUAUGGAUUCUACUCCCUGGAGCAGGCUGAUCCCGGAAAUUUCUCAAUUGCUGCGCUUGGAUUUGCCAUCUCAUCCGGCACUACGAACCGAACUCAAGCCCACCGUGCCUUGUCCCAUUUGCCAAGUCUUAAGUUAGGGCCCGGGUAUCGUGAUUCGAGCAAGGUUGCCUCGUCUGAUUCUACCGCGAAUCUCUCGCCAAACACAAACGGGUUCCUUUUGUCAGCUCUUCUAGAACAAAAGCAAGCAGCUCCUGCGGCAUUCUUACUUAAGAACCUGUGGGGCGCAAUGAUCAGAAACGAGUCGACCAACUCAGGUGCCAGCUGGGAGUAUGUCAAUCAGAAUUCCGAGCCUGGCCUGGGACAAUACACCUCCCUCAGUCACCCCUGGGGCGGCGCGGCGACAUAUGCGCUCACCAACUACGUGGCAGGUAUUCGGCCGACGAGCUUUGGGUAUCGAACCUGGGUUAUAGAGCCUGCUUACGCCGGACUGGGAUUGGAUUAUGUGAAUGCCACAGUUCCGACUCCACAUGGUGCUCUGAGUGUUGCGUGGACGGUGAAAGACUCGGUGGUUAGCGCUGAAAUUCGGGCACCUGUCAAUACGAUCGGGCAUUUUUUUUUGAGUAAGGAGUGGGCGUGUGCGGGGGAUUCCGUGUCUUUUGAUUGUGAAAAGGUCCAUGACUUUGUGUAUGACAUCGCCGGAGGAGAAGAGGUGCAUCAUAUCAAGCAUCAUGUGGGAGGAUAA